Molecule: messenger RNA, 998 nt
Organism: Populus euphratica (Euphrates poplar)
Lineage: Eukaryota; Viridiplantae; Streptophyta; Magnoliopsida; Malpighiales; Salicaceae
Product: probable RNA-binding protein 18
Exons: 4
Coding region: 276-788 (170 amino acids)
Molecular function (GO): RNA binding
Source: RefSeq, a predicted model, not a curated record
CUCACAAGUGAGAACGGGCUGAGUUUUUUGAAGACAUUGUUAGAGGCAUUUUACCAGGGAAUUGGAGGUUUUGAUAUGGUCAACAUAUGAAUGUCUUGCCAAAUGGGUUUCUGACCAGUAUCUCAACAUGUCUUGUUUGAUUUGGUCCUCAUGUUCAAAUGCUCAACAUUUUUCAUAACACUGAGGAAGUUUGAGCUUAAGUUCAAUCUUGGUGUGAUGUUUUAUUUCUUUCAUGAUGCAUAAUGGGAUGAUGGUUUUCUGGGUGUGAUAAUUGGAUGCAGGAUCCUAAUUUUUUCAUCGAUGAGAAGGCUGAAAGUAGAGUUUAUAUCGGUAACCUUGACUUGAGAAUAACAGAGGCUGCUCUGAUUAAGAUGUUUACUCCUUAUGGCAAGAUUUUAUCCGAAGAAUUUCUAUGGCAUACUCGUGGACCAAAACGUGGAGAGCCAAGGGGCUUUGCUUUUAUCCAGUUUAGCACUAAAGAGGAAGCUAAACUGGCCAAGGAGAAGAUGCAUGGGAGGUUGGCUUGUGGCCGCCCUUUGGUUGUUCGUCUUGCCAGUGAGAAAUACUUGGAUGAAGCAGCACAAGAUUCUUCCACAGCACUUGGUGAGGCAAAGAAAGCUGGCCUUACUGGUAGCACUUCAGGGAAGACAAGUCGUAGUGCCAAGAUAGCUGCAAUAAAGAACAAAUUGAGAGCCUUGGAAGAAGAGGGCCCGAGUGUGAAGAAGCAGAAGCAAGCUGACAGUGACUCUUGUAAGGAUAGUCUUGACCACUCACAAGACAAGGGAUAGGUGCUGAGGAGAACUUUGGAAACUAAAGGGUUUCAAAACCCAUGUACUGUUUCUUGGAAUAUACUCAGUAUGGUUUUAACCUUAGGAUUAUUUUGAUACAUAACAUCGUGGGAAAAUCAUCUGCUGUGGGUUUCAAUUGCUUGAGUUUUGUGCAUAACCUUCUGGCUUGGUUACUCGUAUCAAAAUUGUGCUGCAAACAUUUCUAGGACU